AUGGUUGAAUCAAUUAUUGGUAUUCGUGGAAAAGAUUUUGUCUUGUUAGCUCAAGAUGCUAAUACAACAAAAUAUGGUAUUCUUAAUAUGAAAUUUGAUACAAAUCGUUUAUUCAAAUUAAGCGAACAUUGUGCUAUGCUUGCAGCUGGUGAACCAGGUGAUGUUGUUCAAUUUGCAGAAUAUGUUGGUAAAAAUAUUCAGUUAUAUAAAAUGAUCAAUGGUAUAGAAUUAUCUCCAUAUGCUUGUGCAAAUUUUACACGUCAUGAAAUGGCAACAUCGCUUCGUUCACGAAAUUCAUUUUUAGCUAAUGUUAUUGUUGGUGGUUUUUCAACAAAUGAACGUGAUCAAGAACGUGCACAACUUUAUUCGAUUGAUUAUUUAGGUGCCAUGAUUUCAGCUAAUGUUGUUGCUCAUGGUUUCUGUCAAUUUUUUGCUUUGGCUAUUGGUGAUCGUUUAUGGAAAGAAGAUCUAAG
This is a messenger RNA of Adineta steineri, 473 nucleotides long. Lineage: Eukaryota; Metazoa; Rotifera; Eurotatoria; Adinetida; Adinetidae. The record is from the annotation of a GenBank genome assembly.